AGCAAUCAAGGGAGGCAAAUGGGUGGCACGACAUACCUCGAGUUCGUCAGGUUUCGAGCCAAGGCCAACCCCUUCAUUUCUGGCCUCUAUGAACACCUCCAACGUGAAUCUCGCGCCGCAAGCAGGAUUGUGUACCUCGAUUACCGCCACAAUGAGCCAUCUCAGCUUGAGCCAAAGCCCGUUUCCGCGAUGGAAGACGACCUUGUCUACCUUGUUGAAGGAGUCACGCCCUCCACGACACGCUUCCUUUUCGUGGAGAAUAUUACUUCCACCAUGGUCAGCCAGCUGGGCGAGGAUCUCGACAUCGAUCCUCUCUUCUUUGCUGACUACGUCAAUUUUCGUUUCGACAGUAUCCAGAAAGCGGCGGCCCCGCCUUCGUAUGCGACUUUACCGUCGCUCAUCGGGAAAAGAAAUCACAUCCAUCUUCAUCACUACCAGUUUGUGGCUUUGGGCGGCAGCGAUGGCUCUAAUGUCCCAUACGCAUUGACAACAGGCUCCAAUGUUCCUCGGAACGUCCGGCGACUGGCACCAAUAUCAGGCAGACAGCUUGCCCUCGCUCGGGCAUGUUGCUCCUUCAUUAUCAAGCCCGUCAAGACGUCCCAAAUCUGUCUGUUCCUCGUAGAUCCGCCCAUUACCUCUGUCGAAGCCCUACAUACGGAACUAAACAGGUCAUACCACGCAACAGUUUUAUGCGAUGGGUUUGAGGACUUCGAAUCACCAUGUUCAUUUUCCUCCUUCGCCCAUGGCAAAGCAAGCCGUUUAUUAAACACAACCUCGAUGCUGGAUACGAUCGUUCGCUACCUAGGGAACCAACGGCCGCCUGGAUUUCAUGCCAACUCGCCGAGCAUUCUGAGCGUAGGAUAUUAUCCAGUCCGCAUUGUGAUCUCUGGGUGGAGCCUCUACAACUACUUAACAACCCGCUGUUCCAAAUACGAUGAAUACUCGAUCCUCAACAAGGCUGGGCCAAUACGUGACGAGGAUAUUGCCCACCUUCAGCGCUGGCGGCGGCGCAGCAAAAGAGGACAACAACGACUUGAUCUACUAGCGGAAGUUAUCUGCUUUCAUACGCAAUAUGAGGACGAGAAAGAGCUCUGGAGCCUUAUUCUCAAAGAUGUUAGAUGGCUAAAGGCACAACAACAAGAAUUCUGUCAGUCCCUCGAGCAAAUGAUCGCGGUGGCAAUGUCAAUAGUGCAACUGCUGGAUUCGCGGCGAUCCAUCCUCGAAGCCUUCACCAUGAGACGCUUGACCUUUAUUGCCCUGGUCUUUAUACCAUUAGCCUGGGUGGCAAGUCUUUUCAGCAUGUCUGAUGCAUACUCACCAGGGCAUGAGCGCUUUUGGGUUUACUUUGCCACAGCACUACCACUUUUGGGAAUCGUUCUCAUUCUGUCUAUGCUUCGCUAUGGUCAGAUAGGCAAAUGGCUGAGACAAGCUUGGGAGGGAAGAGGAAGGAUUCAGAUGAUCGGCGAAAUGUAUCGACUCCCGCAGGUUGCGGUAUGA
Molecule: messenger RNA, 1497 nt
Organism: Fusarium keratoplasticum
Lineage: Eukaryota; Fungi; Ascomycota; Sordariomycetes; Hypocreales; Nectriaceae
Exons: 2
Coding region: 19-1497 (492 amino acids)
Source: RefSeq, a predicted model, not a curated record